Heterobilharzia americana is the source of this 2289-nucleotide messenger RNA. The record is from the annotation of a GenBank genome assembly. NCBI's taxonomy places the organism in Eukaryota, Metazoa, Platyhelminthes, Trematoda, Strigeidida, Schistosomatidae.
UUAUUUGUGUAUUUUGAUUUCAAAGGAAUUCAUAGUCAUACGGUAAUAAUUAAUCAAUAACUAUGUAUCUUUAUGUUUAGUGUGCAUAAAAAUUAAACUGUUCUAGGGUUGAAUAUUGAGGAGGUGUAAUCAGUUUUGAUUUACCGUUAAAACACACUUUCAGUCUAAAUGUGUUCAAAGACUUUUGAAAUGCGACAUGAUUACUAACUACUUUUUUGUUCUACAAGUGUGAUUGCGUAAUACACAGUACGAAGAGGGCAAAUGUGGCUACCCGGUGCAAUCACUUCUGCAUUUGUAGCAUUUUUAACUUGGUCAGCUUUAGGAAGUCAACCAAGGAUCUUAUCGUCGAAUUUCCCUUGGCAAAGGCAAACAGUUAAAAAAUUAAAUGAUGCUCAACAAAAUUUCACUGUUCAUCCAUUGGUUGUUGUCGCUGAUCAGUUGAAUCGUUUAUUGUCGCAUCAAUUCUCUCGUACAAAAGGGGAUAAGGUAUCAACGUCAAACUCUGAGAUGAAAUCAAAUAAAACUGAACCAAUUGUCUUAAUUAAUGAAUGUUUACCUGGUGGUGGUGGUAUAAACAAAAUCACUGAACAUUUAGGCAAAGAUAUUGUCACAUUUUUGGGGAUCACAGUUGUUAUUGGCGGUUUCCUAUAUUCAAGUUUCCGCGCUUCUAUGCAAGCGAGACGGUUAGGCAUUCGAACUAGGAGAGAGCGUUUGAAAGCUCUUUUGCCACCUGUUCAUGAAAGUGGAAAAACAGGAUUUAUAGAAUUUUAUCGUAAAUGUAUCAUCCUGAAAACACCAGUUUCAAAAGAGUUAAGUGAUGUUGAAUUUGGUAGCUAUGUUCAGAGUUCAUUCGCUCUUUUAAGUGUUCAGUAUUUAUCAUCUUACUAUGCUUUUGCUCAGUUGAUUGAACACAUUGAAUGCAGUGCAUUAAAUCUACUUGCUGAUGCAGUGGCUGAUUUGCCUAAUCCAAAAGUUUUUCGUAGACCUUCUGCACGUCAACCUCGAUUAAAUGAUCAAAUACCUAGCACAUCAAAUGUGAUAUCUCAAAGUGUAGUAAAUAAUUUAGGCAAUUGUAAUGUACAAAAUACAAUGGACGAAUUAUCAACAUCUCCAAUCCUUGAUAAUGCUAAAAAGCAAACUAACCGUACUGUUAAAUCAACUCUACGCUUAGCUUCAUCUGAGCCAGAUCUAACAAUUACUAUGCGAAAUUAUUCACGUCAACGUGGUGAUAUACGUGAUUUAGAUUGGUCAGUAAUCACUAAUGAUCCUUGCAACAAUAAGACAUUAAAAAAUAAAGCUAAUAAAAGACCUCGGAAACAUUCAUUGACUUCUUCAUCGAAUCAACGAAUUGGUUAUCUUCGACAUAAAAAGGUUAAACGAUCAAAAAGUCGACUAAAAUCAUCUGAUGACAACAUCAACAACUCUGAAAGUCAUAGUUAUCAUCAUGAUGAGAGUAAUUUUCUAACUGAUGGUGACAACAGUCGUCGUGAUAUUGAUAAUUCAAAGUUAACUGAUGUCAAGCCUACAAUUCAAUUUAAGAAGAGAAUUAAAAAAACUUUACGUGGAACAUACCGUUUAAAUUCAAACGAAAAACGUAUUGUUAACGAUUUAUUUUUAUUUAGUGCAGAUGGUCUUCCUGAAAAAGUUGGUCCAAACAUAUACUUAUCUGUAAGUCCGACGACAAAUAAUCCUGUUCCAGUGAUAACCAAUAUGGCGAGGCGCUCUCCAUUAGCAUGUAAAUAUAAUGUGCACCCAUUAAAUUUGUCCAACCCUUCAUCAAAUUUACAUUCACCACAUGAUAUUGUUGAAUCUUCGGCGUUGACAUCACCUAAUCAUCUAAGAUAUCGUCGAGCUAGAUGGGCAAGUGAAAUAGCUUUAAAUAAGCGGACCAGUGGAUUAUUUAAUGUGGAGCCAGGAUUAGUCAAUUCACUGACAUUCCUGGGAUCUAUGCUGAACACUGCUGCACCACGUGAUGGGUAUACAAUGUACAAUGAAGCUAUUGCAUCAGUCUACUCAUAUCCUUGGUUUCAUUUUAUUUAUGCUUUAGCCACUUUAUAUCUAAUGACUCAGUUGACUAACUGGUAUAAUCCCCAAAUUUCACGUGUAGAUACUCUAACAGAAACAUGGGCAAAUAUGUGGAUGAAAUUAGCGUCUAGUUGGUUAGCCCUAAUCUUAUAUGCAUGGACAAUAGCCUGUCCAAGAUUGUGUAUUGGUCGGAAACUUGGCGCAGCUCCAUUCACACCUCGUACACCACAUGCUAAAAUCUCACAAACUGUACCAGUCGUUUAA